CCCAUUUAUUUCGUGCCCGUGCUCGUGUCGUGCUCUAACCGUGCCGUGCCGUGCUAGCCCGUGGGCGGCACGGCCCGUUGCCCACGUACAGCCACAACGACGACAAUGGCGGCCAGAAUAUUGCAAAGAGGGAAAUCAAAGGCACCGUGGUGCUGAUGAAGAAGAACGUGCUGGAGUUAAAUGACGUCAACGCUUCGGUCGUCGAUCGCUUCGACGAGCUCUUGGGGCGGGGAGUAUCCCUGCAACUCAUCAGCUCCGUUCAUGGCGACCCUCUGGACGCGAAUACGCGCAGCUUCUCUGUUCAUUCACCGCCGCCGCCGCCUCUGUGAGCUCUCCCUCUCAGAGUCUCAGUUCCUCAUCCUCUCCUUUGAGCAGCCGCCGCCUCAGAGUCUCUGUUCCUCAUCCUCUCCUUUGAGCAGCCGCCGCCUCAGAGUCUCAGUUCCUCAUCCUCUCCUUUGA
Molecule: messenger RNA, 459 nt
Organism: Linum tenue
Lineage: Eukaryota; Viridiplantae; Streptophyta; Magnoliopsida; Malpighiales; Linaceae
Source: the annotation of a GenBank genome assembly